GCCUGCUGCAUCCAGAAGUCCAAUCUAGGGAACAGCACUAGUCCCAAGAACCAGCAGCUCAGACAAGUAUCCAGCCACUUGGACACGUCUAGCCCGAUUCCUGCAGCAGGCACUUCACUCAACCACCUGUUGCCAAAUCACUGAAAGCAUUUGUUUGACUCACUCGUGGUGUGAGAUCUCUGAGAUCAUUCAGAUCACUGCAGAUCUGAGAGCCGACAUCAGCAGAUGAUGAGGAUGCAGCGGCACUCGCACAUCUUUCCAGCCCUUAUCCUUGCGGUCUUCAUCUUUAGGAUAGCUCUGUCUGGUCCUUCUGUGGUCAGAGUGAGACGCCAAAACAUGAAAGUCCGCAUCAGCACCACAGGAGACACCAUUGUGAUGAAGUUCUUGCGUCCCAACACUGACACCAGGCUGGAGGGAUACAUCCUGGGAUACGGUGGCAGCAUGUUCUCCAAACAGUUCAUUCAGCUGCCAGAAGAUGGACAACCAUAUGAGACAGAGUUUGAUGCUGAGCCCAAGUACCUCAUAGCUGUCCAGCCUAUUCCUGCUAACGAGGUGAAGAAGCAGUGCACAGGUAAAGUGGAAUUGCAGAAGCCGCUGCACCUGGUCAUUGGGUCGGUGACGCCCACCUCAGUUCUUCUGUCCUGGGGGACGCUGCUGAAAACCCCUUAUGAAGGCAACGUCAUGAAUGACUGUCUAGAGGAUGGACACUACACAGUGCGUUACCGUGAGAAGAACAGGAGGUGGAACUACCAGACCUGUCCAACAAGCGAUACAGUCAUUGACAAACUGAAGCCAAACACAGUCUAUGAGUUUGGUGUCCAGCCAAACUCCAAGGAUGGCACCGGUAUGUGGAGCAGGCCGGUUGUUCACAACAUCAGCCUGCCAGGAAUUGAAGAGAAGGUCAUCAGGAAAAUCUUUAGGCCUCCAGUCAGCCCUCCGAAACCUGUACCUUCAGGUCCACAUUCCCUGCCCUUAUUUCCUCACCCCGCUUCCUCAGUCCAAAACAAGACCAGGGGCAGACUGCCCCUCUCCAGGAACAUAGCCCCACAGACGACUCUUGCUCCAACCACAACCACAACCACAACCACAACCAAAACCACAACUACUACUAAGGAAACCCUGUCUACUCCUGGACCUGCACCUGCUGUGAUCAACAAACAGCCAAUUGGAGGAGGAGACCUCUCCAGAUCUGAGGUCCCAUUAACUCCCAAGCUCCAUCCUUUACUACAUAUAACAACCACCAUGGUACCUGUGCCAGUAGUCCAGGCAAAUGUGGAGAAUCAUGGAGGGCAUGUACAACCUCAACCUAACUUGAAGCUCCAGCAUCAGUAUUCAGUACUACCAAAGCCCAAACCCCAACAGUCUCAAGUGAAGCCCAGAGUUAAUGCUCAACGUCCAAAGCCCCAUGACCAAACUGUGACACAACCCCACAGAACCUCCCAGCCCAAAAUCCAGACGCAACCACAACCCCGGACAACACCCCAGUCCAUAAUUCAGAUCCAACCACAACCCCACACAACACCCCAAUUCGAAGUCCAAACCAAACCAAAACUCCACACAACACCCCAGUCGAAAAUUCAGACACAACCCCACACAACACCCCAAUUCAUAGUCCAAACCAAACCACAACCCCACACAAUGCCCCAGUCCAAAAUUCAAAUGCAACCACAACCCCACACAACACCCCAAUUCAAAGUCCAAACCAAACCACAACCCCACACAACACCCCAGUCGAAAAUUCAGUUGCAACCACAACCCCACACAACACCCCAAUUCAAAGUCCAAACCAAACCACAACCCCACACAACACCCCAGUCGAAAAUUCAGUUGCAACCACAACCCCACACAACACCCCAAUUCAAAGUCCAAACCAAACCACAACCCCACACAAUGCCCCAGUCCAAAAUUCAAAUGCAACCACAACCCCACACAACACCCCAAUUCAUAGUCCAAACCAAACCACAACCCCACACAACACCCCGGUCGAAAAUUCAGUUGCAACCACAACCCCACACAACACCCCAGCAGAAAGUCCCGAUCCAACUACAACCCCACACAACAGCCCGUACUAAGCUCCAUGCACAGCCAAAACCCCUAUCAACAGCCCAGCCUAUAUUUCAAACAAAACCUCAACUGCAAAUCCAAACAACAGUCCAGCCCAAACUCCACACCCAACCUCAACAACACCUGGCAGUAUCCCAGCCUACAGAGCAUACCCAUCCCCAUUCACUGCCUCAGACAAAACCAAAACCCCAAUCACAUCUUCAAACCACACCACAUCUUGAAUCAGAACCACAGCCUCAGCCAACACCCUACACCAAACACCAGGGCCAACCUCUAACACAAGAGCAACAUAAGACCCAGACACAGCCUCAGAGACAAGAUCAACCAAGUUCCCAAACUACUCCUGUGUCAUCCAUUCAGCCCACUUAUCCAACACCCCAGCACAUUCCCUAUACCAAGAAAAGACCACUAAAGACUCAUACUCAACCUCAACCUCAUCCACAAAAUAAAUCUCCAAAUUCACCACAUAAACAAAAACAGAUUAAACCAAAGACACCACAACAACAGCCAGGUGUAAGUACCAAGCCCAAUUCUGGAAUCCAACCAGCAUCAAAACCAAGCAUAAUUUCUUCCCAUUCCAAACCCUCAACACAACCCAAACCCAAGAACCAGACCAAGCCCCAACCACUCUCUCAACCAAUAAGGCAGCCCAAGCUUCACCCAUCAACUCAACUGAAAAAGCUUCCAAAAAGUCCUUCAAAGCCAAUAAUUAGGGAUAAGCAAAACUCUACACCAAAAAUUCUGCCACAGUUAAAAUUACAACCUCCAAAAAAUACCCAGGACCAUGUUGUACCUCAACCCAUUACCAAGCCACAGUUUCCUUCAAAGGCCCAGUCACAACGUAAACCUAACCCCCAACUUCCAUCUAAGCCCCAACCUAAACCUCAAGCUGGGCUUCAGCCUCAUUCCAGGACCUACUCUGAUCCCACCAAGGUCACCUCAAAGCAGGCAGUCCGUACGGCUCCUAGUCCACAAGAAGAGGGCAAGCCUCUACCAAGACCUGCCCUGGCUACAGAGAAGGCUGGUAGAUACAAUCAUGGUCCUGGUGUUCUCGAGUCCUCUGAAGUUCCUCGUUCUCCCAUUAGCUCAUCUGUUCCUACAGCAGGAAGAAACACCACCCUGCAUCGCACAUGGGUUCCUUCUCAUUCCACUAAUCAUGUUGCCAGACCAUUCUCACCAUCCAGGACAGUCACUUCCUCUCACAGUUCCAGCACACCUGGCGCAGCCAGUGGGGCGCAUCAUAGGGGCAAUACUCUUCCUAGACGUAAGGUGUGGCCCAAAGAAAAACCCGUUCUGCGUCCCUCUGUUUCUGGCAACAAGAAGCCCAACCUGGUGGGAAAGCCUAGCAGUCAUGAUAAACUCAUGGAUCUGAAACAAGGAGAAAAGGCGUCUAUCUUGAAGCCGUUCCCGCUGGUCACAGCCAGACCCAAGCAACAGCCCAAACAGCAGACGACCACCACAGCCCCUGCGCUAAACACCAGCCGUUUUGACAUAUAUGAAAACUCCUCCAUAUUCAGGCCCCUGCCUAAGUCAGAGGUAGACAGCAUGGGCAACCCGCGCUUUAUAGCUCCCCACGUCAUCUACAAGACGGAUAAGCCGCCAGAAGAGCCGUGCUCUAUCACCUCCUCCCUUGCUUACUUCCCCGAUGAGGAAGGCAGCGAUCAGAAUGUGACCGGUCCUCCCCGCCUACCUCCAUCCAACCUCACUGUGGUCACCGUGGAAGGUUGCCCGUCCUUUGUCAUUCUUGACUGGCAGAAAACCGACAACGAAACCAGAGAGUAUGAAGUUGUGUCCACCACCACAGGCCCGAACGGAAGGGAGACGUCAGUACUGACAACCAACCAGACCCACACAGCUGUGGAGAAUCUCAAACCAGAGAGCAGUUAUGAAUUCACAGUAACACCGAGGAAUGAGCUGGGAACGGGACCCUCCUCCGAUCCUGUAACUUUUAGCACAGAGUCAGCGGACCCUCGAGUGAGCGAGUAUGUUUCAGGCAAAGAUGCCAUCUGGACUCAGUUUCCGUUUAAAUCUGAUGCCUACUCUGAAUGCAAUGGAAAGCAGUUCGUGAAGAGAACCUGGUACCGAAAGUUUGUGGGCAUCCAGCUCUGCAACUCCUUAAGAUACAAGAUCUACCUGAGCGAUUCUCUCAAUGGGAAGUUUUACAACAUAGGGGAUCAGACGGGAUACGGCGAGGACCACUGUCAGUUUGUGGAUUCUUUCUUGGAUGGCAGGACUGGCAGCCAUUUUCUGGCUGACCAGCUUCCAAGCAGACAAGGCUUCUACAGAGCACUGAGACAAGAGCCCGUUUCCUUUGGAGAGAUCGGAGGAAAGUCGCACGCGACUUACGUAGGCUGGUAUGAGUGUGGCACGCCCAUACCUGGAAAGUGGUAAGGACCCACAGGACUGUCCAGGAGGAUGGACUUAUCAUGGACUGAGUAGUGAGGAAGAAGAUGGACAUCAAAGACGCCUGAGUGAACCUGAAGGGAGGUGGGCUUUUCUUUCGUGGACUCUGUAGACGGCUCUAUCUGUUUAAAAUCACACUUCUGUCCUGGACGUGGACUUCUACAGAACUAUUAGGCGUCACAAAACUCUCUAGAGUGCAUUUCUUGAUCAAAAAUGUCCCUAGGGACAAAAGAAUGCAGAAGUUGGAGUGAUCCAAAAUGUUGAACAUACAAUUAAUCACAAUGGAAAAUGUUGGGAAGCUGGCUCCCAAAGUGUAAUAACUUGAUAUAAAGUAUGAUAAUAUUUAUCAAGAAUAUUGAAUUGUGUGUGUUCGGGCUUUUGAGAUAAACUAAAAACACGUGCCCAGUAUUUGUAUUGAGUGCCCGCACUGGUCAUGUGUAUACAGACAGGUGCCAAUCAUAUGUUCAUUGUACAGGUGGACUGUAAAAUACACAAACACACAGAGAUGCAGAAGUGACCUUCUGCUGGCUCUAAGGGAUUAUUAACAGUUGCAGUUUGCACAGUAUUAAACAUCUGCUCAUAUAUGUAUAUGGUGUCAAAUACAGUUUAUUAAGUGUCUGACAGAUGGUGGCACAUUUCAGGUAAAAGAGAAUAAUCAGUGGUUCAGGCCAGCAUUUCUAUGGGAGCAUUUAGAAACGAGGCUUGAUGCCAUUAAUGUCACCUUGUCCUGUAUUUUACAGAGUAAAAAUAUAAUACGAGCUUCAAAGUGGAAACUCCACAAGUAGAAUGUGUUCUCUAGUCUUAGCUGUGCAAAAGGUUAUUCGAUGCAUUGUGUAUAAUUCCAGCAACCGAAACGAAGGAACAGAAGAUGCCAACCUUUUAUUCUUAUUGGCAAACAGACAGAGAAAGUCGGCAUAGUUAGGGAUAUUAUCUCCCUCGAGCACCACAGACUGACUGAUGUGUGUGUAAAUAUAUAUAUUAUAGAGACAUGGCUGAAUAAAUGGCAUUAAAAAAAGACUUUAGAUUUGCAAUUAAACCAUUAACUCAUUAUGAGAGUGUUCAAGUGAGGUCAAAGGUAAGAGAGCGUAAGUUGUUUUGUCAUAGAGGUAAAUGUAUCCUGGGGUCUCACCCCCUGCUGGCUAACAGAAAAAAGUGCAGCCUAAAAGCACUAACACGUUGGCUUCACUUUCAGAGCCGGAAGCUCCUUACAUCUUUUAUGUACAGUCUUUACUUAGCACAAAAAAGUAAUAUAAAGGAGAAACAUCUGACCUGUUACUUUCAAGCACCUUUAAAUCCCACAAAUCAACAGGUUAUGUGAUUUAACUUGUACAAAAAUAUAUAAAUUUAAAAAAAAGAUAAGACCAUUCACAAUUUAAGGUUAUGUGUACAGUUAACUACACCGUAACAGGUUGUAACAAGUCAUUGCCUCUCAACCUGAGAAGACUGAAGUAAAGUUACCAGUCCUAUCGGGAAAUGGUCUGGUAUAAUAUAUAUGUUACAUAUAUGUAUGUAUCUUUGUAAUAAAUGUGCAAACCAAUGAAAACAGUUGUUUCUUUUUGCAGACUUGAUGAAUUUCAAUCCCUUGCUUUUUCUUGUUAAAUGAAUGCUAAUGCAUUACGCUUUAAAUGGCGUGAUCUUGCCAGCCCUCUUUCAGUAAGAAAGCAACUCAUUGCAACAUCAGCUUUGCACACAUGAGCACGCUUGGCAUCAUUGCUAUAACAGAGGCACACACAAAACCCUAACACUGUGCUAUCAAUAACUGCGGAUCAUUUACA
Oreochromis niloticus (Nile tilapia) is the source of this 6242-nucleotide messenger RNA. It is a transcript of the gene abi3bpa, whose product is annotated as ABI family, member 3 (NESH) binding protein a. Gene Ontology annotation, molecular function: protein binding. The record is from RefSeq and is a predicted model, not a curated record. The transcript has 23 exons. The coding region runs from base 226 to 4455 and encodes 1409 amino acids. Gene Ontology annotation, biological process: positive regulation of cell-substrate adhesion; extracellular matrix organization. NCBI's taxonomy places the organism in Eukaryota, Metazoa, Chordata, Actinopteri, Cichliformes, Cichlidae.